Onychomys torridus (southern grasshopper mouse) is the source of this 2164-nucleotide messenger RNA. RefSeq names its product thioredoxin domain containing 2 (gene Txndc2). The record is from RefSeq and is a predicted model, not a curated record. Lineage: Eukaryota; Metazoa; Chordata; Mammalia; Rodentia; Cricetidae. Bases 319 to 2148 code for a protein of 609 amino acids. The transcript has 3 exons.
UCCAUGCAUUCUAGGCCAACUUCACUGCUUCGCUCCACCCUGAGCCUUGUGGAAAGGUAAUUUGACUACAGUUUUGCAUAGUGAGGUACCCUUGGCUGAUUCACCUGGGACUAGCCACAGGGAGCUGCUCUUCAGAUGAAAGCAUCCCACAGCAUGACAACCAGCACUGAGGCUGCCAUGAAGCUUUCCCAAGCUACUGUCGGAGUCCUGGUUGGGAACAUCAGCUGUGGAGUGCCGCCUGAGCAUUAAGUUGUUAGCACACUUUGUUCUUAGUUUGGCUCUAGAAGAAAACCCUAAGAAGGACCCCCCACUCCAAAAAUGAGUCAAGACAAGGGGCUGGACAUGAACAGUGUUCAAGCAGGAGCCCCUGAAGAACCAGUCAUGAAACUAAACCAUCAAGGGCUAGCAAAGGAAAUUGACACCAAUGAAAAUCCAUUACAGGUUCUAUCCAAAAAUGAGGCUCUUCUGGUCCCAGGGUUCUUGGACACAGAGUGGGCCAAAGAGAAGGCCAUUGUUCCCAUGGUCAGCAACACACUCCAUAUGUCCACAGAGGAGUCUGAGAUCUCACAACAGGUUAGUGACACCCCAGAAAAUACCGUCCAUUCUAAACAUGGAAAUAGUUCCAAGUCUUCAGCAAAAACAACACAGCUGAAACAGGGCAACACCUCAAAGCCCUCGGUCAAAGCUGAUAAUCCAAAACAGAAAAACAUUUCUAAGACGUCAGGCCACCAUGCACAGACAAAGCAUAACAACGUACCCAAGUCCUUGGCAAAAACUACCCAUCCCAAACAAGAGACCACCCACAAUCCUGCAGCAAACAACAUCUAUCCCAAGUCAUCCGAGGACACCAUCCAAUCCAAGGAAGGUGACAUCCCCAAGUCCUUAGAAGACACCAUCCUGUCCAACAAGAAUGACAUCCCCAAAUCCUCACAGGACACCAUCCUGUCCAAAGAUGCUAAAAUCCACAAUCCCUUAAAAGAUAGCAUCCAUUCCAAGGAAAGUCACAUCUCCAAGUUCUCACAGGAUACCAUCCUGUCCAAAGAUAGUAAAAUCCACAGGCCCUUAAAAGACAGCAUCCAGUCCAAGGAGAGUGACAUCCCCAAAUCCUCACAGGACACCAUCCUGUCCAAAGAUAGUAAAAUCCACCAGCCCUUAAAAUACACCAUCCAGUCCAAGGAGAGUGACAUCCCCAAGUCCUCACAGGACACCAUCCUGUCCAAAGAUAGUAAAAUCCACCAGCCCUUAAAAUACACCAUCCAGUCCAAGGAGAGUGACAUCCCCAAGUCCUCACAGGACACCAUCCUGUCCAAAGAUAGUAAAAUCCACCAGCCCUUAAAAUACACCAUCCAGUCCAAGGAGAGUGACACCCCCAAGUCCUCACAGGACACCAUCCUGUCCAAAGAUAGUAAAAUCCACAAGCCCUUAAAAGUCCAGUCCAAGGAGAGUGACAUCCCCAAGUCCUCACAGGACACCAUCCUGUCCAAAGAUGUUAAAAUCCACAAGCCCUUAAAAGUCCAGUCCAAGGAGAGUGACAUCCCCAAGUCCUCACAGGACACCAUCCUGUCCAAAGAUGUUAAAAUCCACAAGCCCUUAAAAGUCCAGUCCAAGGAGAGUGACAUCCCCAAGUCCUCACAGGACACCAUCCUGUCCAAAGAUGUUAAAAUCCACAAGCCCUUAAAAGUCCAGUCCAAGGAGGGAGAAAUCACUAAGUCCCCAGAAGACACCAUCCAGUCCCAGGAAGGUGAUAUUAUCAAGUCCCCAGAAGAUGAAGAGCUACCCAAGGAAAGCAAAAUCUCACACUUGGAAGAACUGGAGUCUCUAGAGAAAGACUUUGUGAGAGUGGUCAUAGACAAGGAGGAAUUUGAGGAGGCGCUUAAAGAGGCUGGGGAGAAACUGGUGGCUGUGGACUUCUCUGCCUCGUGGUGUGGGCCUUGCAGAACCAUGCGGCCGUAUUUCCAUUCUCUAUCUGUGAAACAUGAGGACGUGGUGUUCCUGGAAGUGGACGCUGAUGACUGUGAACAGCUGGUGCAGGACCGUGAUGUUUUUUGCCUCCCAACUUUCCAGUUUUAUAAAAAGGAAGAGAAGGUGGGUGAAUUUUCUGGUGCCCUUGUGGAAAAACUGGAAGCAAGCAUUGAAGAAUUAAAGUAAUCAUAUAUUCUGAACA